Racocetra persica is the source of this 324-nucleotide messenger RNA. Lineage: Eukaryota; Fungi; Glomeromycota; Glomeromycetes; Diversisporales; Gigasporaceae. The record is from the annotation of a GenBank genome assembly.
AUGUUGCUGACAUUGUUUGUAUUAAAAACAGGUGGUUUAUGGAUUGAUUCUGAUUUUAUUCAUGGACAUUCAAAAGCCGCACCACUUUCAUCAACAUAUGGGAACCCACGAUUAUCUAAACAGGAAAAUUUUUUGAUAGAUGAAGUUGAAGUAUGGUCAGUAAGACCAACACAAGUUGAUUUGGAUGAAAUUCCAAAAGGUUUAAAACGUUCAGUGUUCGAUAAUCAUCGUGAAGAGUUAGACCUUUUAGAAAUGGCUACAGGUCGUAAAAUGUACUCAAAAGAUGUUAGGGAACCGGAUGAAUUAUUCCCUGAAGAAGAAUAA